AACAAAAAAUACAUUUCAAUAUUGAAAUAUACAUCGGUAAAAACUGAACCAUGCUUGGCGCCACAAGACGCGUAACUGCAUUGAUUCCUCGGAGACUACAACCAUUGCGCGAACUCCAUGAAGACAUCGAAGAAAGUAUACAUUUUCACAAGACCAAAGGCCAACACAUUCUCACUAACCCGAGAAUUCUGGACACUAUUGUUCGAAAGUCAGCAAUAAACCCUACCGACACGGUCCUUGAGAUCGGUCCCGGCACCGGAAACCUCACUCUCAAGCUUCUAGAAGCUUCUCAUGAGGUUAUUGCCAUUGAAAUCGACCACCGCAUGGUUAACAUUCUUGAAAAUCGUACUCACAAACGCGGCCUCCGCAACAAGCUAAGGUUGAUAACAAAAGAUGCAUUGAGAACAGAGUUCCCACCGUUCGAUCUCGUAGUCGCCAACAUUCCAUACAGUAUAUCUUCACCACUCUUGAUUAAACUUUUAUACGGUACGACACCGUUUCGGAGCGCUACUCUUCUACUUCAGAAAGAGUUUGCUCGAAGAUUACUUGCUAAUCCCGGUGACUCUGAGUUUAACCGUUUAGCCGUUAAUGUUAAGCUUCUAGCUGACGUGGAGUUUGUUAUGGAUGUUAGCAAAAGAGAUUUUCUUCCGCCACCUAAAGUGGAUUCCUCCGUCGUUAUAAUUCGACCAAAAGCUAAAAUUCCUACAGUUGAUCUCCAUCAGUGGAGGGCUUUCACUAGGACUUGUUUUAAUAACAAGAAUAAGACGCUUGGUGCUACGUUUAAGAGUAAGAGGAAAGUUUUUGAGCUGUUGGAACUUAACAAUGCAUCUGGCUUAAUUAGACAACAAGAUGAUUUUUGUUCGCUUAAGGAAAAGAUAAUCGGAGUUCUUAGGGAGGGAGGGUUUGAUGAUAAAAGGCCUUCGAAACUUUCGAUUGAAGAAUUGUUGCAUUUGAUGUCUUUGUUUAAUCAAGUUGGUGUAUAUUUUGAUCACCAUGGAGAGGUUGGGAAUGAAGAUGAUAGAUUUGAGGUUGAUGAUGUUGAUGACUAGUGAUAAGCAUCAACCACUUUGUGACAUUUUUGUAUAUUAUUAAGAUCAGAUUCUGUCUUGCUCAUUAGCCAAAGGUUGGCAGUUGGAUUGAUUCAAUAGCGCUGAGAGAACAAUGGUCCCGUUGGUUCAAUCCAACGGUUGAUCAGUGACUGCAAAGACAGGAGAAAGUAUGAUCAUAAUUGAUUUGUUUUAUUUGCAUAAUAAUAUAAAAGAAUAUUGAAAUUGUUUAGUAACUUAAUGCAUCUCUUGUAUAUUGUAAUGUGCUCCUUUAGAAUAUAUGCUUACUUAAAAUAUUAAAAGAAUAGAGCAUCUGAAAACAUGGCAUUGAUGAAUAAGUAGAAAUUAUUAGUUGUUCAAUUCAUGAAUCACUACUCAGGUUUAUGCUGGACACUUAUAUGUAGCGGCUAUAGAACGGAACCACAAGUCCACAACUAGACAUAUGUAAAAUUUCCCCUCAAAUUAUAGUGGUUAUCUAUCAAACCAUUACAAUAUAUGUGUUAUAGUACCUUUCCAAAAUGAGCCUAGCUUUAAUUUUCAUUCAAAUCUCAGAUAUACAGGAAGGGACUGAUCUACCUCAGGCUAGCGAGGGCUUGGCUUCCUCCUAGACAACUUUGGUUUGUGCAACAAAUUUGUAUAAUUUUGCUCUGAUUUAAGGCGGAACAUUUUGGGCAGCAACUGCUCAUAUAUCACUGUUGUGAUAGGCUCAGGUGAUAUGGGCAAUGGCGCAACUUGAGUGGAUCUUUAGAGUUUAGACCGAUUCUAAUGAUUUUGUUUGUGGCCUAUUUCAAUAUCUGAAUAUCCGUGGAAUUAUUUGGAUUGGUCGAAUUGUUACUUUCUCAUUCUCAAAUUUAAAUCAAGUAUCGGAGCUAUCCAUAAUUGCAACUAUCAAUCUAUAAUGUCCCUCGUUUAUUUUGGAAUUGGACUUGGUCUAGGCAUAGCCAAAGCAGGACACCGUAAAAUCUCAUGCCGAGCAAAAUACAAUGAAAAGGGCAAUUAUGGUGAGCAUUGUGAGUAUUGCAACAUUUUAUCUAUUGUGUGGAAGCAUAGGUUAUGCAAACUUUGGAGAUUAUGUACCUGAAAACCUACUGAUCGGGUUUGGUUCCUAUUACUAUAACCACCUAUAUUGGCUUGUCGACAUUGCCAACCUCGCGGUUGUUGUGCAUUUGAUUGGGGCAUACCAGGUGUUUUCCCACGUUUGUCAAGAAUUGGGCUGCACAUAGGUGGUCUCGUAGUGAAGUUUUUACAGAGUAUGGACUGCCGGUAUUUCGUCCAUUAUGGAGGACCAGCUAUGUUGUAUUCACAACCUGCAUGACCAUGACAUUACCAUCUUUCACAUAUAUAAUUGGAAUAUUAGGAGCUUUCGGGUUCUGGCCCUUGGCUGUUUAUUUCCCAAUUACAAUGUACCUAUGAGAGAAAAAAAUUCGGAAAUGGACUAGAAGAUGGGUAGGACAUCAGAUGCUCAAUGGAUGUGAGAUUUCCAUACUUGCUGCUAUUGGAUCGAUUGUAGGAUCGUCUGAUUUAAAUUGAAAACUGUUUGAUUGUAAUCAAUUUUAGAUUGGAAUUUCAGGUUUCAAUUUUAUGUUGUAAUCUCCCCCUUUGGUUAUGCAACCCUCGGAGAUCAUGCACCUGGAAAUCUAUUGGCCGGAUUUGGUUUCUAUUACUAUAACCUAUAUUGGCUUCUCGGCAUUGCAAACCUUGCGG
Molecule: messenger RNA, 2750 nt
Organism: Trifolium pratense (red clover)
Lineage: Eukaryota; Viridiplantae; Streptophyta; Magnoliopsida; Fabales; Fabaceae
Product: ribosomal RNA small subunit methyltransferase, mitochondrial
Exons: 5
Coding region: 51-1049 (332 amino acids)
Biological process (GO): rRNA methylation
Cellular component (GO): mitochondrial matrix
Molecular function (GO): rRNA (adenine-N6,N6-)-dimethyltransferase activity
Source: RefSeq, a predicted model, not a curated record